AUGGAGUACCUUAGGGAUAAGUCCGAAUACUUUGACCUCGACGCCGACUUCAAGCCUUUACCUAAGUAUGGCCAUCUAUCGGAAAAAACACCCGAGUAUAUAGCAGUUGAGUCCGCCAUCGACGCUGCAUAUUCGCCACUUUGGGCGUCACCCGAUUUCGCGGCCUUUAGACAGGCAGCAGGCGACCCGGACGCCGCUCUGCCCCCUGGCGGACCCGAUCGGUAUCGCGAUAUUACGACGGAGCUGCUCCAAUUUCCUGCCCGCGACGGUCACUUAAACGAAUUGAAAGUUUACAAGUCUCACAAUGUUGCGCCAGACGCAACUCUAGUGUAUCGCAUGCACGGCGGUGGUAUGGAACAUCGGACACAACUCCCUUUCCUUAGCUAUACUCUGUUGACCUUCUGCAUUUUAGGCUUUGUGAUCGGACGACAUGAGGUAGACGGUGCCGAAAACGUUUAUGCGGCUACAAAUCCCAACAUUGUUGUAGUUAGUGUAGAUUACCGACUAGCGCCCGAGUUUCCCUUUCCGCGGCCGGUCGAAGAUUGCUACGAUGGAUUAUUAUGGUGUAAAGAGAACGCAGAAAUUCUCGGAGUUAAUCCAGAGAAGAUCAUUGUUGCCGGGAGUAGCGCGGGAGGUAACCUCGCUUCGGUCAUGGCCAUAAUGGCUAGGAAAAAUGGCAUUUCCGGCAUUAUUGCUCAAGUCCUUCACUUUCCCACGGUCUGCCAUCCUAAAUUCUUCCCCCGGGAUAAAUAUGAAUACGGCAGCUACAUUCAAAACUCGGAAAAUCCUGUUCUUAGCACCCUAAGGAUGGAGGCUUUCCUUAGGGCCUAUAAUCCUAACCCUAAACCUGACUACAGGCAGUCGCCUCUGCUUGCAGAAUCACUUACGAAUCUUCCGCCAGCGUUGAUACAAUGCGCAGGGUACGAUAUUCUCCGGGACGAUGCUUUCGCAUAUGCCGAAGCUCUUAAGGCUGCGGGUGUUGACGUUGAGAUAUACGGUUAUCAAGGUGUACCGCACUGUUUCCCUGCUGUUAUCCUGACCCAUCCUAGCACACCGAUAUUCUACAAGAGGUUUAACGGGUUCUUAACGAAGCAUGCUACUGCAUAG
Messenger RNA from Daldinia decipiens, 1107 nucleotides. Its product is annotated as alpha/beta hydrolase fold-domain-containing protein. The transcript is spliced from 5 exons. Gene Ontology annotation, molecular function: hydrolase activity. The record is from RefSeq and is a predicted model, not a curated record. Bases 1 to 1107 code for a protein of 368 amino acids. NCBI's taxonomy places the organism in Eukaryota, Fungi, Ascomycota, Sordariomycetes, Xylariales, Hypoxylaceae.